AUGGACUCUUUUGCUUCUGUGACAGUGACUGAGGCUUCUGCUAUGACUGCGAUGCCCAGCGCUUCAGGCACAAUGGCUCUGGGUGCCACGGGAAUGCCCAACAUGCCUUCGAAUGCGUCAACUUCAGCGUCCAUGUCUGGCAUGGAGGGUAUGGACAUGAGCUGUCGGAUCUCGAUGCUUUGGAAUUGGUUCACCAUCGAUGCAUGCUUUCUCUCCAGCACAUGGCAUAUUCGUUCCCGUGGCGCAUUUGCCGGCUCAUGCAUUGGCGUCAUUUGUCUCGUCCUCAGCCUGGAAUUCCUGCGUCGCGUGGGCCGCGAGUAUGAUGCUUUCAUCCUUCGACGAGCCCGCCAGCGCCAGAUGAGCAUAAAAGGCCCCUUUGAGGGAAGUCGUUCUGCGAGCAAUGUCAAAGAUGGGCUGCGACUGAGUGAAAGUCACCCAGAGUGCUCAUGCAAUUGUCCACCCUCCUCUUCUGCUGGCCCCGAUGGCUUGGUCACCAUGACUCCAAGCGUUGAAUCCUCGACCACAAAGCUUACAGCUCCUGGUGCCAUCACCGCCAUCACCUCUGGGGGCUUGCACUCGGUCAAGGGUGGUGAGCUGACCUCUCGUGAGAAUCUGGAGACUUUGCCGCCCUAUCGCCCUUCCCUGGUGGAACAGGUGAUCCGGGCUCUGUUACACAUGGUUCAGUUUGCGGUGGCAUACAUCAUCAUGCUGCUGGCCAUGUACUUUAAUGGCUACAUUAUUAUUUGCAUCUUCAUUGGAGCUUUCCUCGGCUCUCUCAUCUUUUCGUGGGAGCCACUGUCCCUGUCACACGAAAACGACGCUACCCAAGUGACCAAGUGCUGUGGCUAA
Messenger RNA from Penicillium oxalicum, 849 nucleotides. RefSeq names its product high-affinity Cu transporter CTR3. Gene Ontology annotation, cellular component: membrane. Lineage: Eukaryota; Fungi; Ascomycota; Eurotiomycetes; Eurotiales; Aspergillaceae. Gene Ontology annotation, molecular function: copper ion transmembrane transporter activity. Gene Ontology annotation, biological process: copper ion transmembrane transport. The transcript has 4 exons. The record is from RefSeq and is a predicted model, not a curated record. The coding region runs from base 1 to 849 and encodes 282 amino acids.